Messenger RNA from Calypte anna (Anna's hummingbird), 3937 nucleotides. It is a transcript of the gene RFK, whose product is annotated as riboflavin kinase. Gene Ontology annotation, cellular component: mitochondrion. Gene Ontology annotation, molecular function: riboflavin kinase activity. Bases 73 to 537 code for a protein of 154 amino acids. Gene Ontology annotation, biological process: riboflavin biosynthetic process; FMN biosynthetic process. The record is from RefSeq and is a predicted model, not a curated record. The transcript is spliced from 4 exons. NCBI's taxonomy places the organism in Eukaryota, Metazoa, Chordata, Aves, Apodiformes, Trochilidae.
GCUCAGUUCAGCAGCGGGUUGGGAGCUGCCCUGGGUGUUUCGUGGAGUCGCGUAGCCGUCCCAGGGGCGGCCAUGAGGCACCUGCCGUACUUCUGUCGCGGGGAGGUGGUGAAGGGCUUCGGCAGGGGCUCCAAGGAGCUGGGCAUCCCCACCGCUAACUUUUCUGAGCAAGUAGUCGAAAGCUUUCCAUCCGAUAUCCCUACUGGUAUAUACUAUGGAUGGGCCUGUGUUGGAAAUGGCGAUGUGCAUAAAAUGGUUUUGAGCAUAGGAUGGAAUCCUUUCUUUAAGAAUAUUAAGAAAUCAGUGGAAACGCACAUUAUCCACACCUUCAAAGAAGACUUCUAUGGAGAAAUUCUUAGUAUAGUCAUAACUGGAUAUAUUCGACCAGAAAAAAACUUUGAUUCCUUAGAGGCCCUCAUCUCAGCAAUUCAGGAAGACAUUGAAGAAGCGAAGAGACAGCUAGAUUUGCCAGAACACCUUAAACUCAAAGGAGAUAACUUCUUUCAUCUGCCAGAAGGCAAAAUGAACAACCACUGAGAAAAUCUAUACUGCUGGGGUUUUUCUGUUUUGUUUUUUUUGUUUGUUUUUUUUCCUCCUCCUCACCUGUCAUGGAGCUUUUACAUUUGCACUGCUUUCGUAGUUACUGUGUUGUCUUAUACCUAUUUAUGAAGCCAAAGUUGGAAACAGCAUUAUAACGUUGUAGUGUCACCAACAGGAUUAUGUCAGUUUCCUAGUAUUAAUUCAUUUAACUAGUCAUGCAAGAGGACUAGGAGGCUGGUUUAGGUUCUUACAGUUGAAUUGUGUAUUCUGAAGUUACCAGUUGCUCAGAGAUCUGAUCUGACUACAUGCAGAAGAUUACCAAAGGUAAUGGUUAUGUCUUCUGACCCUAAGGUAUAGAUAGUUCACUCGAGGAAGAAUGUUUUUUUUAACAUACAGAAUGUUAUUUCAGUGUCUUGUCCUAUUUUUGUUUUUCGUAAUCUGGGUUUCAGCUAUUUCCUUGGAAAAUUUUGCUGAUUGAGUCAGAAAUUUCCUCUGUUGCAGAAACCCAAUGACAAGAUAAUAAUGAUGAGUAAUUCUUUAGAGCAUAUUUUUUUUUGUGCUAUAUAUCCGUCAUGGUUGAAGCUGUCGUUUCAAUUGAAAUUAUUUAUUUUGACUAUAUGAAACAGGGAAAUCACUUUUGCUCAUUGACUUACUGUAAUCUGAGAUACACUUCUGCAUAGUUGACUGUACAUAUGACAAAACAUGUCCUGUGUAGCUUACUUUUGAGGAAGUGUUUCACUGAAAUUCAAGAGCUAAAUGACAGUGAGAAUGCUGGUAACUUAAUGGCUCAGGAAUAAAGAUGCAGAAACAGUAUAACAAGACUUCUGCUCUCUGGGACUUGAGAGAAAAGAGGUGAAGGAAGGCAGCCUUGCAUUUUGUCUGCUGCUGGCAUUUUAUCAUAGGAUAAGGUGGAGAACCUCAAGUUAUUUACUGUCAGUAAAAUGUCUGACUUGAAGCUUGAUGUUGGUCUAGGGCACAGAAGAAUCUGAUCAACUCUGCACAAAGUGCAGAUAAGAUCCAAGGUUUUGGCUGACCAAGUCGAUCAACGUGCAAAUGACAGCCUUUGGGGACUCAUGAAAUAAAUCAGCACUAUUGCAGGGAUUGGGUUUUGGAUGUGAUGUGGCUGGAAUAUUUUUCUGAAAUUCUUCAGGUAUGGUUCAACUGUAGUUCUGUGUCUGAAAUACUAUGUACAAUUUAGAAUACACAGUUUAUGUAGUGCAAUUUUAUUAAUUUACUCCUUGCCCAUAGUGUUUGAAUCCUGCAUUUCACCCUAGGGUUUAAGAGAGCUUUAACAAAGUAGAUAUCUGGGUCUUUGUGGCAGUUGCUGCUAGGUUAGUUCCACUUCCUCUUGUUUCAACUUUCAGCCAAUACAAGGGGAUAUUAUUAGGGCAGAGUUCUUGAGCAAAUUAAGGACUUGGCUUUACUCUGUAGGACUUGAUUUCAUUUAAAUGAAUUGUUUUAAAUUAAUUUAUGUUUAAAUGUUUUAAAAUAAAUUGUCCACCAGUGCUGUGCCAUAGCCUUGUGCUUUAAGAGCACCUGGUCUGCCAGCUGGUUUAAAUUUGCAGCUGGGUCACUGUUACUACAUUGUGUAUAGAUAAUGACAGAAGUCUGUGUUGAAUUUUACAAAGAAAUCUCCCCACCAGAUGACGUGAUUUCCUAGAUGCUGGUCCCAGUUACAGACAUAGACAAAAGUUAAAGCACAACACUACUAUUAAAGAGAGAGAAAGGAGAUAGAUGAGAACACAACAAGCAUAAACCAAGGGGACCAGGCUUCAUAUUUGCAAUCGUUAUAGCAAGUGAGGAGGGGUCUGGGGACAGGCAGUGUUGUAGAAACUUCUGCACUAGUUCCCCCACGGAAUCUGAUGAUUUAGAGUCUUUCUCUCAGAUACUUACAGAAGAAAUCUGAUAAUCUUCAAUGGGGGCUUUCCAAGUAUAGCAUUCAGUGCAUGUUCAAACUUCAGUGGCCUUUGUGGUCAGCUAAAGCAGUCUACAGGGUGCAGUGGCUCUGCAAGCAGCAGAGCGCUUGGACUAGACCAUGCCGAAAGGUCACAGUCACAGGCAGGCUUUGGCAGCAGCAGUAGAAGUGUCUAAAGCCUCACAGGCUCAAGCCCAGUGUUGCCCUGAUAGAUAAAAUAAGAUAAUGCCCAUAGAUAAAAUAAAAUAAUGCCCAGAUAGAUAAAAUAAGGAAUUGGUGGGGGAUCACAGAAAGUUAGGAGUUGGAAGGGACCUCAAAAGAUCGAGUCCUACCCCCCUGCCAGAGCAGGGUCACCUGCAGGAGGUCAUGUAGGAACAUAUGCAGAUGGGUUUUGAAUGUCUCCAGAGAAGGAGACUCCACAACAACCUCCCUGGGCAGCCUGUUUCAGUGCCCUGUCACCCUCACAGUAAAAAAAAAAACAAAAAUUCCUCGUUUAUAUGGAACCUCCUGUGCUCCAGCUUAUAUCCAUUGCCUCUUGUCCUGUCGUUGGGCAUAACUGAUGAGCAUAACUGGCACCAUCCUCCUGGUUCCCUCCCUUUAUGUAUUUAUCAAUACUAAUGAGAUCACCCCUCAUGCUCCUCUUCUCCAAGCUGGAGACCCAGCUCCCUCAGCCUUUAAAGUGGUCAACAUAUACUUAGCAGCAUUUAGAUAUACUAUCUUUUAAAGGAGAAAAUAAAAAUUCAGUAGACUUCUACUAUAUAACAUAAUGAAAACUGUAUUUCUAAAAAGUUUUUAAGAGAACUGUCUUGCAAGGAUGACAGUUGGAUUUAUAUUUAAAAUGGAUGGAUAAGGGAGUUGGCUUUUUCCAAAGGUUUGAGACAUUCUUGAGAUUGCAAUAGUGUCCAAAUCUUGUGUUUUCAUUUUUUUAAAAAAGAAUUGUCAGGAAUGUAUUUAAAGCAUAGGUUAUUUUUUGUUGUGAUACAGUAGCUACUCAUAACUGUCUUUAAAAUUAUUUUUUGCCUGUAAUUUAAUGUGUCUGUUGUAAAAACCAUUGUGCCUUAAGCAGGAUAUCUGAACAAUAUUAUUCUGUAUCUGCUGAUAAAUGCUACUGUAAAAAAUUCAAUUCACUGUUUGAUUAUAAAACCACUGUGCUAUCAAUAGAAGGGUGGCAAAGAGAAAACUUGAAAAACUUUUAAUCUUAGCUGAGGUAUGAUGUAUGGAUACACUGAACUAAUAAACUGCUCUUCAUGUGUUUUGUCUUAACAAGCAUUAGAAAAAUAUAUUACAUUCGUUUGGCUGAGUGUACCUGUCCACAUUUAAAAUAAAAUGUUAUAAAUCAACUAUUUAAUUUCAAUGCGCUAUUCCUAGCACAGUAUGAACUUUAUGGAGGGUUAUAUUUUUGUAUUGCAUACAAAUAACUUAAUUUCUGUUGAUGUCGCUGCACUGUACCAUUAAUAAAGGAAUUAUAAUUGACAAAGUUAA